AUGUUUACUCUUUUUUGUGGUGGUGAAUUAAAAGUAUCUGUGAAGAAUCCAUUCUCAGAGGAAUUGAUUUUCUUACUAUUUGAUUCUGUGCACUUAUUAAAAUCAAUUAGAAAUAAUUGGCUGAAUAUACACCAUACUAACCAGACAUUUUUUUAUCCUGACAUACAAAAGGAAACAAAAUGCAUUGCUACUUUGUUUCAUCUAAAAGAGAUAUUAAGAGCAGAAGGCAAAAGUGUGAAGUUUGCACCAUCUUUGUCUUUAAAGGUAUUAUAUCCUUUAUCAUUGGAAAGGCAAAAUGUUUCAUAUGCAAUAAAACUUUUUGAUAAGAAAGUAGCUGCAGCUCUGCAGAAAUUUGCACAAAAUGUGGAUUAUAUCCAGACAAAAGAUUUUAUUGAAAGAAUUGCAAUAUGGUGGAAUGUAAUGAAUGUAAAACAUCCAGAAAAGGGAAAACAAUUAAGAGAUAUUUACUGCAGACCAAUAUAUACUAAAAAUGAUGAGCAAAUUAAAUUUCUGAAUUGUUUUAUAGAAUUUUUGGAUGCAUGGGAUAAAUUUAACUUGAAACAACACUAUGGAAGAUUGUCAUAUGAAACACAUUUCGCUUUAAAACAUUCAACUUAUGCUACGAUUCAUCUUAUUGAAUAUUUGUUUAAAAAAUUUUCAUUGAAGUUUGUACUUUUGGGAAAGUUCCAAACAGAUAAUCUUGAAGCUAGGUUUGGACAAUAUCGCCAAAUGUGUGGUGGUAAUUAUCAUGUUAGUGUUGUGCAGGUUUUAGAAUGUGAAAAAAAAUUAAAAUUUUUAAGUUUACUGAAAUUAAAAUCUGAGAGAAUAGGGAAUUUCCAUAUUAAAGAUUUGAUGUCAGCUCAAGUAGAAAAUUGUAUGCAACAUUCCUUUAAAUCACAGAUGGAUAUUUGUUUUGAAUGUUUUGAUGAUGUUCCAAUUGAAUGUGAAAUAAUAACAGUUCCUUUGUCUACUGUUAAAAUUUUAGUUUUUACUGCUGGUUAUGCUGUUCAUAAAUUAUUACAGACAAUUUCAUGUGAAAAGUGUAAAUCAGUAAUAUCCUGUUUAGAUAAAAAAUUAGAAUUUGACAUUUUACACCCUGAACUUAUAAGUUAUAUUAAAGAAAUUGAUAGAGGAGGACUUUCAUAUCCAUCUGAUUUAUUUCUCACUUUAACUGUUGAAUUAUAUAAGCCUUUUCAAUGUUUAUUACAAGCUAAGUAUGACGAUCAAUUUCUACAGUGCAAAAAACAAAGUUAUUUAUAA
Molecule: messenger RNA, 1260 nt
Organism: Centruroides sculpturatus (bark scorpion)
Lineage: Eukaryota; Metazoa; Arthropoda; Arachnida; Scorpiones; Buthidae
Exons: 1
Coding region: 1-1260 (419 amino acids)
Source: RefSeq, a predicted model, not a curated record